Messenger RNA from Penaeus indicus, 474 nucleotides. RefSeq lists its product as uncharacterized. The record is from RefSeq and is a predicted model, not a curated record. Bases 1 to 474 code for a protein of 157 amino acids. NCBI's taxonomy places the organism in Eukaryota, Metazoa, Arthropoda, Malacostraca, Decapoda, Penaeidae. The transcript has a single exon.
AUGCCAACAGAAUGGGAUCUAAGUGACCUAUUCACCAUUUAUAAGAGGAAAGGGGACCCACUGGACUGCGGGAACUUCAGGGGUAUUAAGCUCCUAGAACAUGUUAUGAAGAUACUGGAGAAGGUAAUAGAGGGAAGUUUAUGUGGACUGGUAUCAGUAAACGAUAUGCAGUUUGGCUUUAGCCCAGGUAGGGGAACGAUGGACGCUGCCUUUAUUAUAAAGCAACAGCAGGAAAAACAUCUCGAAGUGAACUGGGACUUAUAUUACACAGUCCCAGAGAAACUGAUAAGGGAAAGAAGUACUGACAUCAGGAGAGAAUUGGGAGUGAGUGACAUCAACAAGAAGGUCAAGGAAAUAAGAAUAAGAUGGUACGGACAUGUGAAAGAGAGAAGGCCAUCCAGCAAAAGUGGCUAUGGAAAGUAUAGUACCAGGAAGAAGGCCGAGAGGAAUACCAAAGAAGAGAUGGAGAGAUAA